AUGAGAGGUGGUUAUGUUAGGAGAGGACACUCCCGUUCCCAUGAGCCCCCAGAAUCGUCGAGACGCAAUUGGGAGCAACGUUCAGCUAAGAAGAUAAGGAAAGGGGGGGAAGGUCUUGACUUUUCUGGAGACAUGUCACUAGUUCCAAGAGAAGAAGAUUGGAUGGUGGAGGAAAGAGAAGGUUGCCCCAAUGAAGAGCAGCCAACCAGACGAUCCUUCAGUGAGGCGGUGAAAGGUGGCAAGAAGCCCAUAGCCAUAGAAGAAAAGGAGAGUUCAGAAUCAUCAGACGAGUCUGAUGACGAGGAGGGAAAAUGCUUGCAGCCUGAGAUGGGAAGUAUUGAAGUUAUUAAUAUAGGGAAUGAAUUUUUCAUCGUCAAAUUCUUCUCUCAAGAGGAACUUGACUACGCUCUCACUGGGGGGCCAUGGAAGAUAUUUGACCACUAUCUCACUCUGAGAUUUUGGAAACCAGAUUUCAACCCAAUGGAGGCUAUCAUUGACACGGUGGCGGCGUGGAUAAGGUUGCCCGGCCUUGCUAUCGAAUAUUAUGAAGAUGAAAUGCUGAAGAAGAUUGGCAAUGUAAUAGGAAGAACACUGAAAGUGGACACUAACACAGCAGACAAGUGUCGAGGAAGAUUUGCGAGGCUGUGCGUUGAGCUAGACCUGUCACAACCAUUGAUCUCCCAAUACUCCAUUAAUGGAGUCCACUACUUGGUGGAGUACGAGGGCAUACACAAUAUAUGUUUCUCUUGUGGGAUUGUGGGCCAUGAAAAAGCAAACUGUCCAAGGAGAAAAACUGGGGAGAACGGUGGCCAGAAAGUCACAGAAGAGGCACAGAGAAAAGGAUAA
Arachis duranensis is the source of this 846-nucleotide messenger RNA. RefSeq lists its product as uncharacterized. The record is from RefSeq and is a predicted model, not a curated record. The coding region runs from base 1 to 846 and encodes 281 amino acids. The transcript has 2 exons. Gene Ontology annotation, molecular function: zinc ion binding; nucleic acid binding. Lineage: Eukaryota; Viridiplantae; Streptophyta; Magnoliopsida; Fabales; Fabaceae.